UCUCACAAUUCACUAACCGUACAAAACACAAAGCACUUUCUUCGGCUAUUUGUAUUUUGUAUACGCACACGCAUAUAUAAAGAGCCUCUUGAUUAUGGUGUUAGUUAGUCCCUGAAGAAACACGAAAUCAGAAAGGUUCAGCAGUGGAUGUUAAUGGUGAUGUUUAGUUUGUCAUAGACGACAUGUGUCCAGCCCUAAACAAGAAAGACCUGCAACGGAUAUUCGAGAAGCUCGACAAGAACGGGGAUGGCUUUGUCAGCGUGGAGGAACUGAAUAGGCUCCUCGACCCACAGUUCAGCCUGCAGGAGAUGGAGUCCUUGGUGGGAAAACCAUGUAUGAACUUUGAUGAAUUCUCGUCGUUCUAUGAUUCCAUCUCCAAUAAAAACAUCAUUGAAGAAGAAGAAGAAGAGAGUGACCUAGCCAAGGCAUUCAAGGUGUUCGAUUUGAAUGGAGACGGAUUCAUAUCAUGUGAAGAGCUGGAAAGCGUGUUGGGGAGACUGGGAAUGUGGGAUGAAAACAGCGGCAAAGAUUGCAGACGCAUGAUCCGCUUCUACGACACCAACUUUGACGGUUUGGUGGAUUUUCAAGAAUUCAAAACCAUGAUGUCAAGCACACCCCAUUUCAUUUCUGGGAAUUAAGCUUCCUUAAUCAUUACUCGUCCUCGUACUUUUGUAACCAAAAUCUUGUUCUUGUUUUCUACUCUGUUCGUC
Molecule: messenger RNA, 710 nt
Organism: Hibiscus syriacus
Lineage: Eukaryota; Viridiplantae; Streptophyta; Magnoliopsida; Malvales; Malvaceae
Product: probable calcium-binding protein CML44
Exons: 1
Coding region: 183-638 (151 amino acids)
Molecular function (GO): calcium ion binding
Source: RefSeq, a predicted model, not a curated record